Molecule: messenger RNA, 686 nt
Organism: Trichoplusia ni (cabbage looper)
Lineage: Eukaryota; Metazoa; Arthropoda; Insecta; Lepidoptera; Noctuidae
Exons: 3
Coding region: 116-610 (164 amino acids)
Source: RefSeq, a predicted model, not a curated record
CACUUCAAGUAUGAUUGUGAACAAAUCCAGCACUCCAUUCGUAUGGCAUGCUAUAAAAAAUCGAUAUUUUUAACACGAGCCGAUAUGAAACUUGCAAUUGAAAGUUAACUGGAAAAUGGACACAUUGCCGUGUCAGUGUGCGGGGCUACGAAUAAACAAAUGCAGGUGUAAAGUCCUGCACACUGGGUACCGGUGUGAUGAGUCCGGCAGUUAUUUAGUUUUGGCGAAGAGCAGAAGUCUGGAUCGCUAUUUGAACCUUGGAGAAAAAAAUCCCAAUGUUGUCUUGAGGUUCAUCGAAAACUUUUACGAGCAAUGCGCUGGAUACAAUUUAAGAUAUUGUCAUAUAAGAGGUUUCAUCAGACAUGACAACUGCUUUUCGAAUACACUGAAGGACUGCAUGAUAUUAGCGUGCUUUCUCAUUGCAAAUUUCAUUGUCUUACUUGCGAUUCUUUCGAAGACACUUGUCCAUCUAUAUUUUGUCAUCGUGUUGACUUUCCAGUGGAUUAAAAGAACUUUAUGUUGCAAGUUAGAUACGGAUCAGGACACGAUGAUCCUAAGGCCGUCUGUCCGUCACGACUACUCACCACCGCUGUUAAACAAGUAUUUCUGACAGUGCUAAAGUGAGAUCGAAAAAAAAAUUUUGUGUGUCAAAUAUAUGAAGUAACGAAUAUAGUCUUGGAGUGUCU